GUUAAACCUAACACGUUCACUAGACAAACACUUCCGCUCUUCAUUUGAUUGGCGAUACUACGUGUUACGUCAUUUGCGCGUCGGAAGUUAUUCGCUUAGCGUUUGUGAGCGGUGGCAGCGUAACGUUCUAGCCAUGGAGAGUGGAGGCGAGAGAAAGAGAGUGCAUGCAGAGGAAGAGGAUUUGGAAUCGUCAGAUGACGACGAUUAUGUCCCCUAUGUGCCUCUUAAACAGAGAAGGCAGCAGAUGCUGCAGAAACGGAUGUUGAUUCGCCGAAAGGGAGCCAUUGAGGAAGAACAAAAAGAUAGUGGCAGUGACUAUCGAGGGGAUGAGGAUGACAUUCCUUUGGGACCCAGAUCCAAUGUCAGCCUUUUGGACCAACACCAGCACCUGAAAGAGAAGGCUGAAGCUAGAAAAGAAUCUGCCAAGGAGAAGCAGCUAAAAGAGGAAGAAAAAAUCCUGGAGAGUGUGACAGAGGGAAGAGCUCUGAUGUCUGUGAAAGAAAUGGCCAAAGGUAUAACCUAUGAUGACCCCAUUAAAACCAGCUGGAAACCACCACGUCACAUUUUGGAGAUGUCUGAAGCACGACAUGAUCGGGUUAGACGUAAAUACCAUAUCCUUGUGGAGGGUGAAAGGAUUCCUCAACCCAUUAAGAGUUUUAAAGAAAUGAAGUUUCCUCCAGCUAUUUUACGUGGACUAAAGAAGAAAGGAAUUCAUCACCCUACUCCUAUCCAGAUACAAGGAAUCCCAACCAUCCUUUCUGGACGGGAUAUGAUUGGCAUUGCUUUUACUGGCUCUGGAAAGACUCUGGUCUUCAUUCUACCUGUUAUCAUGUUCUGCUUGGAGCAGGAGAAGAGACUGCCUUUUGCCAAGAGGGAAGGACCAUAUGGACUCAUUAUUUGUCCCUCUAGGGAGCUGGCUCGUCAAACCCACAGCAUAAUUGAGUAUUACAGCCAUUUACUGCAAGAAGAUAACUUUCCUCAUUUAAGCACUGCACUUUGCAUUGGGGGGAUGUCUGUCAAAGAGCAGAUGGAAACCAUCAAGCAGGGUGUGCACAUGAUGGUUGCCACACCUGGCCGGCUCAUGGACCUCUUGCAGAAAAAGAUGGUGAGUUUAGACAUCUGCAGGUACCUGGCACUGGAUGAGGCUGAUCGCAUGAUUGAUAUGGGCUUUGAAGAAGAUAUCCGAACAAUAUUCUCCUACUUCAAGGGUCAGAGACAGACUUUGCUUUUUAGUGCCACUAUGCCAAAGAAGAUUCAGAAUUUUGCCAAAAGUGCACUGGUAAAACCAAUAACUAUCAAUGUGGGGCGAGCAGGUGCCGCCAGUCUGGAUGUGAUUCAGGAAGUAGAGUAUGUGAAGGAGGAGGCUAAGAUGGUCUAUUUGCUUGAGUGUUUACAGAAGACUCCUCCUCCAGUUCUGAUAUUUGCUGAGAAAAAGGCAGAUGUUGAUGCUAUACAUGAAUAUUUACUACUUAAGGGGGUGGAGGCUGUAGCCAUCCAUGGAGGAAAGGACCAAGAAGAGCGAACCAAGGCAAUUGAGGCUUUCAGGGAAGAAAAGAAAGAUGUACUGGUUGCUACAGACGUUGCAUCCAAGGGUCUGGACUUCCCAGCCAUCCAGCAUGUGAUUAAUUACGACAUGCCUGAGGAGAUCGAGAACUACGUUCACAGAAUAGGACGUACUGGUCGAUCUGGUAACACUGGAAUUGCAACUACCUUUAUAAACAAGUCUUGUGAUGAAUCAGUUCUGAUGGAUCUGAAGGCUCUGCUCAUGGAGGCAAAGCAGCGUUUGCCCCCUGUUCUGCAGGUGCUUAAUAGCAGUGAUGAAACCAUGCUGGAAUUUGGAGAUGAAAGAGGUUGUGCUUUUUGUGGAGGUCUGGGCCAUCGUAUCACAGACUGCCCCAAGUUGGAAGCCAUGCAGACAAAGCAAGUCAGCACCAUUGGAAGGAAGGAUUACCUUGCUACCAGCUCAAUGGAUUUCUGAGGAAGAGACACAUCCAGGGUGCUUAGAUAUGGUGUGCAAGCCUUUGGGGCCAGUAGUGUGCACUAUUUUUCAACAUGGGUAAUGUUGCAUUGCAACAAUGCAAGAAACAUUUAGAUCACAAACUGCAGAAGCUUUACCAGCUGUAUGGAUCUGAAUUUGGACUCUUUUCACUGGUAUUCAACAUUGAACUAAAGGGACCAGAUGUUUGACUUUCUGUGAAAUGUUUUUUCUGGUGCCAAGCAUGGGAGAUCUCCUGUUCACGCCCAAGAGGUCAGAGUGCAUUAAAAAAAUUAAUUAUGCACUUCAAAAGAAGCUCUGUGAAUACAAGUAUCUCUUGCCUUGUUUUCUUGUCAUUCUUUAUAGGAUACAAUAGAUACAAGUUUUCGUAUCACAAACAUUUCUUAGGAAUUGUUAAUGUGGCAAAUGGCAAAAUGUAAUAUUGUAGCUUAGGUUGGACUUAAAGAUAUAACCUUUUAUUAGUUGGCUGCAUGAAGCUAAUGUUAUGGGAACUGCCCGCAGUAACCUCCAGUUCCUCAGUUGUCUUUUAGAGCUCUGUUAUUUAGGGCUGUCUUUGUUCAGCCUCCUUAAUCAGCAAUCAGUUUUUAGUACUUCAGACCCCAAGCAAUGGGCUGACUUGUGCUUUCAAAGAGGUUAAUAAAGAUGAAAUGAAAGAC
Molecule: messenger RNA, 2652 nt
Organism: Xenopus laevis (African clawed frog)
Lineage: Eukaryota; Metazoa; Chordata; Amphibia; Anura; Pipidae
Gene: ddx41.L
Product: DEAD-box helicase 41 L homeolog
Exons: 17
Coding region: 134-1978 (614 amino acids)
Biological process (GO): mRNA splicing, via spliceosome
Cellular component (GO): nucleus; cytoplasm
Molecular function (GO): ATP binding; hydrolase activity; zinc ion binding
Source: RefSeq, a predicted model, not a curated record